This is a messenger RNA of Hydractinia symbiolongicarpus, 1527 nucleotides long. RefSeq lists its product as uncharacterized. Bases 1 to 1527 code for a protein of 508 amino acids. NCBI's taxonomy places the organism in Eukaryota, Metazoa, Cnidaria, Hydrozoa, Anthoathecata, Hydractiniidae. The record is from RefSeq and is a predicted model, not a curated record. The transcript has 9 exons.
AUGAGGGGCGCAUGGGGCAAGUGUAACUUUACUCAUAGCCUCCUGUUUUUCCCAAAGAAUGAGUUAGGUUACCAGCCACGAUGGAAAAAAAUUGCAAAGCAAGAUCAAAACAGUAGUAGAACAACAGCAGUAGAACACAGCACCGGGCACAUAUACAUUAUACAAUAUUCAGAAGCGGAGGUGAUCUCUAUCGGCGAAAGUGAAAACCUGACCGAGCGGAAUUUGAACCAGCGAACAUUGGGAUCGAGCCCCGUUGGUGGUUCGAGCCCACCAUAUACAUAUAUAAUUGCGCACACAUUAACUAUAUGGUUUGGCAUUUUCUUUCAUUACAAUCAGGGGUGCUGGUCAUUGUCAUUGAAUAAUAUACAUAUUAUCAUGUCAUCAACAAGCGAGUUUAAUCUAGGCUACGAGUGUAUGGUAUCAUUUGACGUUACUUCACUGUACACAAAUGUACCGAUAAAGGACACAUUAUAUAUCAUCAGGGAAUUACUGCUAAAUGAUGAUGAGUAUGAGAACAAAACACGCAUCCCUAUAGACAAACUAAUGUCCUCGGUCCAAGUUGUGCUUACAAAAACAUGGUAUUUAUUUGACGAUCACGCUCCAAGAGUUUGGAAAAGAUUUGUGGAUGACGUCUUUUUAAUAAUUAAAAGAGCACAUCUAGACGCAUUUCAUGAACAUAUCAAUAAUUUGCACCCGAAGAUUCAAUUUACAACUGAACACGAGAAGAACGGUACGCUUCCUUUCUUAGACACUCUAGUGUCUCGAAACGGUGGUAACUUAUCAGUAUCAGUAUACCGCAAACCAACUCAUACUGAUCAAUAUCUCAACCACACAUCCAAUCACCAACUGUCCUGCAAAGAAAGUGCGGUGUCUUCAUUACUGGACAGAGCAGUCAAUGUAGUCAGUGGAGAGAAUGACCGAAAGAAAGAGUUAUCUCAUAUAAACAACGCCUUACUUGCAAAUGGGUAUUUGAGACAAACAAUUAAAAGGGUUGAGAGGAAAAUCAGGAACAGAACUGAUAAGAACAGUGACGGAGAGGAUGCAGAAAAUGAACCAGUAGCUACAGUGUGUAUGCCGUAUAUACCAGAGACAAGUAACAUACUUCGUCGGAGAGUCAAUGUAAUUGUCUACGAAAUCCCGUGUAAGGAUUGUGAUGCUGUUUAUGUCGGUGAAACGAAACGAAUGUUCAAACAACGUGUGCAAGAGCACAAAAGAGCUGUACGCAACGCAGAUACAGACAAAAAUGAGAUUGCGGACUAUAGCUGGAAGAAUGAUCAUGUUAUUGACUGGGACAAUAAAAAGAUCAUAGACCGAGAGUCUGGUUGGAAAGCAAGAAAAGUGAAAGAAACCAUAAAUAGUAUAGACAGAAAUACUCACAUCAAUAGAGAGGCUGAGGUGCUUUUAUUGGAGCGCACAUAUUACAAUUUGCAAAUGUUGUUGGGACAAUUUGUUCGAAUUGGAAACUCUUGCCAACGGAGAGGGAUUUUGUGCUUUUCAAAGAAGUACGGAUCAUUUGUUUAUUUCUAG